CGCAGCAUAGGUCGACGCUCCUAAACCUGUCCCCCUUUGAGUGGGCUUCGUCUGCUAAUGUGCCGCCACUGGCAGGCAUCAACAUCUUUUAUCUCUUAACUGUACUGAAGAGGCUUCGAAAAUGAGCAGUUUGAGAACUCAUAAAGAACCGUUUGCAGACAGAAUCAGCUCUGAACCAGUGGAGGACACAGACACCACCACCUUUGUGGCAGAAAUUUCUUUAGAAGCUAAUUACCCUGUCCAAGUCACCGACCCUAAUGAUGCCGUGACACUCCACCUUAGCUCAAUGCCUUUUGGAUAUCUGAGCCCCUCCAAUAAAAUCCAGCAGCCAGUCAAAGACACUGAAGAAUGUACUAGCCUCAAAUCUGCUUCACAAGAUUACCCUAAAGAACUCCAAUUCCGGCUGACUAGCCCGUGUGAAAAGUGCUGCCGUCCCACACCUCCUCCCAAGAUCAGCGACCUCUUGAACGACAAAGAUCUUCUGGACUUAUUGCGACUCAAGCUGGACCCUAACCACUGCACUGUAAAAAACUGGAAAAACUUUGCUAGCCGCUGGGGCAUGAGCUACGACGAGCUGACUCUGCUGGAGUACCGGACCCAAGGUUCCCUGUCGCACAGCCCCACUCAGGAGUUUCUCCUGCGUUACAACCAGAAACCAGUCACCGAGCUUACUGAACUUUGUCGCUUUUACCAGCGCAUUGACGUGUUGCGACUGCUGCAGAGUUGGAUGGAAAAGGACUGGCCGUCACGUUGGCAACAAGCAAAUUAGCAUGCGCUCUUCCUUUUUCAACUACCGUAAUUGCCCUGUUUUUCUUUCUGAUUGUUCUCAUACGCAUCGGACUGCUUUUUUGUUGUAAGAAUUUGGGAGAUUUUUUUCGCCAUUUGCAGUAAAUAUGUAAAUAAAUACUUUAGCAAGAAGGAUUUUAUUUUAACCCCUAAUAGGGCAAGUCAAGUUUU
Messenger RNA from Corythoichthys intestinalis (scribbled pipefish), 957 nucleotides. It is a transcript of the gene edaradd, whose product is annotated as EDAR-associated death domain. The record is from RefSeq and is a predicted model, not a curated record. Gene Ontology annotation, biological process: signal transduction. Lineage: Eukaryota; Metazoa; Chordata; Actinopteri; Syngnathiformes; Syngnathidae. Gene Ontology annotation, molecular function: protein binding. Bases 122 to 769 code for a protein of 215 amino acids. The transcript is spliced from 6 exons.